AUGAGAAACUAUUGGAGGGAUAAUGAUACCGCUCUUUUCAUUUUGAAACACUUGUAUCGGAAUAUACCAGAAGAACCCAGCUCACCUGAUGAACCCAUAGAAGGCAGCUCAAAAAAGGAGAGUGGUUUGGAAGGCUGGUCUCAUGAAAGAGACCCCACUGAUGAAGAAAUCCCUUUAACAUUUGCUGAAAGAACCCUUGUAAAAAAAUUCUCUAGAAAAACAAAGAGAAUUAUGAAGGGCUGA
Messenger RNA from Ilex paraguariensis (yerba mate), 243 nucleotides. Lineage: Eukaryota; Viridiplantae; Streptophyta; Magnoliopsida; Aquifoliales; Aquifoliaceae. The record is from the annotation of a GenBank genome assembly.